UAAAGAGAACAGUGCCGUCAGUGCGAGCGAAGAUGCUGUUGACGACGAUCUAUCUUCUUUUGAUAAUUUUCUGUCUCUUUUGCAUCUACGAUUGCUUUAAGCCAAGAUAUUUCCCACCUGGUCCUGCUUGGUUACCGAUAAUAGGAUGUUUAGCGGCUUUCAAACGAUUACAAAUUAAAUACGGAUUUUCCCAUUUGGCAUUUAAAAAAUUAGAGGAAACUUAUGGACCGGUCGUGGGAUUGAAAUUGGGACGUCAAAAGAUCGUUACGAUCUCGACUUAUGAUUUCGUAAAACAAGCUUUACUUCAGGAUGAAUUUAAUGGUCGACCAGAAUCAUUCUUUUUCAAGAUUCGUGCCUUUGGAAAGAAAAAAGGAGUGUUGUUCACCGAAGGUCAAACGUGGUCCCAAUGUCGAAGAUUCACGAUGCGUCACCUGCGAACAUUCGGUUUGGGUCAAUCAAUGAUGAACAAACGAUUGACCACGGAAGCACAAUAUCUCGUGGAGAAUCUACGAGAACAGAGCGAGCACGGAUCGGUGCUGAUGCAUAACGCCUUUGACGUAGCCGUUAUCAACGCGCUUUGGACUAUGUUCGCCGGUCAUAGAUUCGAAUACGACGAUGAAAAGUCGAAAGAAAUAUUGGAAACUGUUCAUAAUUCCUUUAGGCUAACGGAUACUAUGGGUGGACUUUUGUCCCAUAUGCCCUUUUUACGUUUCAUCGCACCGAAAUGGUGUAAUUACGAUGAGACCAUGAGCCUUCUCAGAAAGCAAUGGAAAUUUAUCGAGGAAGAAAUUACCAAGCACGAACUAGAAUUGACUGAUAAAGAACCGCGGGAUUUGAUCGAAGCUUUUCUUCUUGAAAUAGCAUCACGCAAAGGGAACAAUUCCAAUGAUAUAUUCGAUCGCGAGAAUUUAUUGAUCCUGUGUCUCGAUCUCUUGCUUGCUGGUACCAAAACGACGAGCGACAUGUUGGCGAUUACAAUAUUAUUUUUAUCGUUGAAUCGUCAAUGGAUAAAGCCACUUCAAGAAGAAUUGGACAAACAAACCGGCAGAACGCGACCACCAACGUUCGAGGAUUCCUCAUCCUUACCAAUGGUAGAAGCCUUUUUAGCAGAGGUACAAAGAUACUUGAUCAUGGCACCCUUUGGGGUACCACACAAAACCAUGGUGGACGUUGACUUUAAUGGAUAUCUCAUACCUAAGGAUACAUUGAUACUUUUCGACUAUUAUAGCGUUCAUUAUGAUCCAACUUAUUGGGAUCAUCCGGAGGAAUUUAGGCCUCAACGUUUUCUCGAUAAGAACGGUCAAUUUCGUCAAAGCAAUGCAAACAUACCGUUCGGAUUAGGUAAUUUUUUAUUUGAAAUAAGAUUAUAUGCCUUCAUUGAUUAUCUUCUAAUAACAUCAUUUUUAGGAAAGAGACGAUGUCUCGGAGAAUUACUUGCUCGUUCAACAUUUUUCUUAUAUUUCGUCUAUUUCAUAUAUUAUUUCAAUUUCGAUAUCUCACCUAUACAUGACAUACCCGAUCCAAGCGAUUGCUACGAUAGUUUCACUUUAUCACCGAAGCCGUACUAUCUCAAGCUCUCGAUGAGAUCCGAUAUAAAGCACUGAAAUGUACGCCACGUGGCACAUGCCACCGACGAUAGAUUUGGACUUCUGCGAAACAGCUUGAUUUCGUCGAACGCGUAAAACGACUUUUACGCGGUUGAAACAACAAACUGUAUUCUAACGAAGAUUUUCUUCCGAGACUCCAAACAAAUGUGGCGUCGUUUAACGUUUCGAGAUUGCCUGAUCUUGCUUGAGUUAUAAAUUUACUUCAAAUAAAUCCAAUAAUUAUUA
Messenger RNA from Vespa velutina, 1832 nucleotides. Its product is annotated as methyl farnesoate epoxidase-like. Gene Ontology annotation, molecular function: oxidoreductase activity, acting on paired donors, with incorporation or reduction of molecular oxygen, reduced flavin or flavoprotein as one donor, and incorporation of one atom of oxygen; iron ion binding; heme binding. Gene Ontology annotation, biological process: xenobiotic metabolic process. The record is from RefSeq and is a predicted model, not a curated record. Lineage: Eukaryota; Metazoa; Arthropoda; Insecta; Hymenoptera; Vespidae. The coding region runs from base 33 to 1604 and encodes 523 amino acids. Gene Ontology annotation, cellular component: cytoplasm; intracellular membrane-bounded organelle. The transcript has 7 exons.